Molecule: messenger RNA, 1587 nt
Organism: Spinacia oleracea (spinach)
Lineage: Eukaryota; Viridiplantae; Streptophyta; Magnoliopsida; Caryophyllales; Amaranthaceae
Product: protein FAR1-RELATED SEQUENCE 5-like
Exons: 4
Coding region: 1-1191 (396 amino acids)
Molecular function (GO): zinc ion binding
Source: RefSeq, a predicted model, not a curated record
AUGAAAAUAGCGACACUCUCUCAAAGCGUCGCUAUGGAAGUGUUUCCAAAAUCGAGGCAUCGGUUGUGUACAUGGCACAUUGGGGAAAAUGCUGUUGUAAACAUCAAAGGUGUUAUGGCCAAAGAAGGUUUCAAACGUCGGUUUGAUUAUGCUUUGAAAUAUACUGACACAGUUGCUGAGUUCGAGCAUUAUUGGAAUAGUCUUAUGACUGAUUACAAUUGCAAGACACACAAAUGGAUAGAGAGGUUAUAUGAUUUGAAAGAGAAAUGGUGUCCUGCAUAUAACAAAGACUGGUUUUCUGGGGGUAUUUUAUCUUCUCAAAGGAGUGAGACGACAAAUCAUUCUAUUUCUAGGAGGUUGCAUAAAACGAAUGGUUUAUGUGAUUUUUAUAAGUGUUUUUUAGAUGUAAUUGAUGAAUGGAGAAGUAAGGAGAACAAGGGAGAUUAUAAUUCUUCUACUGGAAAUAGAUAUUACGCAUGUGCAGAUAACAUGUUAUGUUUGCAUGCGCGGGAUGUGUAUACCAUUGCAAUAUAUUUGAUAUUUGAGCAACGAUUCAUCAAAGCAAUUGGUUUGAGGUGUCAACGCAUUUCCUAUGAGUUUCCAGUUUCUAAGUACAUUGUUGGGCAUCCUACAAAGGAUUUUAUUAGACAUGUUGUGAUGUUUAAUGAGCAAGAGAUGGUUGUUGAUUGUACUUGCAAGUCAUAUGGAGAGAUAGGAGUUCUUUGUUCUCAUAUUCUUCGAGUUUUCAUUGUCCAUAAUGUUGAAGAGAUUCCCAAACAAUACAUUAUGAAGAGAUGGACCAAAAAGGCUAUGAACACGAUUGUUGAAGAAGGAGAAGAUAGAGAUAAUGAAGUAAGUGUUGUUUCUGCUUCAGUUUGGAGGAUGCAAAGCAUAAGAAAUUGCAUUAAAGUUAUAAAUGAAGCUCAACAUUGUCCGGCUGCAAGGAAGCUUAUUGAUUUGGGUGUGUUGGAUAUGUCAUGCAAAGUAAAGGAGUAUAUUGGUGGUGUUGAAGGGGAUGGUAAUGUAUCAAACAAGUAUGUGCGAGAAGAAACUCUACUUGAUGUCGUUGAGCCUUCAACAGACACAGUUUUGCCGGAUGUUGUGGAACCGAUUGCUGAAAAAGUCAUUCCAACAAUGAUUCAAAAUCCACCAAAGCGAAAGAGGAAGAUUAAGAACGGGACUGAAGGCUAAUGAGAGGAAUGUGAGACCUAAAGGAAUUGUUGAGAAGAAACGCAAUAAACUGAAAGGUUGGAACAAGAGAAGAGAAAGACAUGUUGAUAAUUUGAGGGAGGAAACUCAGUCUACUGAUCAGUGUAUCAUAAAUUUACCUGUUGGUGGGGUUUUGGUUCAUCCAACAUCUUCAAAUUCACAAUUGGAAGCAUAUGUUCCAGAUGAUUAUUUUGGAGUACACAUACAACCUUUGUAGAUUCAUUUACGAUUGGUAAUAUUUUGAUUUUUAGUUUGUUGUGUUUUUAAUCAUUUGUUUUUGUAUUCUCAAUAAUGUUCUUUUACUCUUUUGAUGUAUAUUUUUACGGGCUACUGAUGUUUCGCUCAAUCAAUAUUUUGAAAUGAGAAUUUUUAGUUGUA